Pseudophryne corroboree (corroboree frog) is the source of this 2135-nucleotide messenger RNA. It is a transcript of the gene SPATA2, whose product is annotated as spermatogenesis associated 2. The record is from RefSeq and is a predicted model, not a curated record. Gene Ontology annotation, cellular component: cytoplasm. NCBI's taxonomy places the organism in Eukaryota, Metazoa, Chordata, Amphibia, Anura, Myobatrachidae. Bases 338 to 1906 code for a protein of 522 amino acids. The transcript has 4 exons. Gene Ontology annotation, biological process: protein linear deubiquitination; regulation of tumor necrosis factor-mediated signaling pathway; regulation of necroptotic process.
GGAUCCCCUCUUGUACUGAGUCUAGCCUAAGCAGCGGCGGGCACGCGCAUCCCAGUAGCCAGUAGGAGGGGCCACGCUGACGAGUUCGCUCCCCACAUGCUACGUGCUGACGUCGCAAGAAGGAGGAAGUGAAGCGUUCUCUCCCAUAAUGGCGGAGAGUAUUGAUCAGGUGAGUAUACUGGGAAGCUCCAACCAGCAACAGGAUCUUGCUUCAAUUCACUGCUCUCAGCAAUGCAGUCCAUUAUGGGAUGAUGACAGCAGCAAUGUGAAGUAUUAGGACAGACAAGCCAUGGAUGAGAUGAGGUAACUGCAGACCAGUGACUAUAACCACAUUUCAAUGGAUACAAAGUACAAAGAAGACCUCUUCAGAAAAUAUGUACAGUUCCAUGAGUCCAAGCUGGAAGCUUCAGACAGUAAGCAGCGAGCCAUUAGCGAUGAGUAUCUUCGCACUGCCGCCUCUGCCUUACUCAGCCUGCCAAAAAUUGAUCCCAUAUAUCGAUUUCGGCUGAUCAGGUUCUACGAAGUUUGUGAGAAUUCCCUGAAAUCCAUGCGGACUUCCAAUUUACGCUCCCUCCAUAAUGCAGCUGCUAUGCUGGAGACCAUCGGUAUUAAUCUCUUCCUGUAUCCAUGGAAGAAAGAAUACAAAAAUAUCAAGACAUACACUGGGCCAUUUGUUUACUAUGUGAGAUCUGCUUUAAUUGAUGAAGACAUCAUGCAUAUUUUGAAUGAUAUGGGUUAUGUGAAAGAUCUGGGCACAGUCUACAGACUAAAAGAACACGUAGACACCACUCAAGUCAAGAGAGUUUCCUUUGAACUUUUUCUAGCAAGAGUUGAAUGUGAACUUCUACUGGAAAUAUAUUUGCAAGUAAAAGAUAAAGGAUACUUGGAGCUUGAUGUAGUAAAUGAGCGCAGGAACAGUAAUGAAGAUGUUAGAGGGUGUACGGAUGAAAUGAAGAGGCGUUCUGAGUGUAAAGAAUCCUUAAACAUAUCCAUGGCAAGGAUGGUCCUUCAGAAAUCUGCCAGCGAAAGAGCUCCUUCGAAAGAUUAUUUCAAACAGAAGGUAACCAAACCAUCCAAGUCAGUUGAUGCAUAUGAUAGCUACUGGGAUAGCAAGAAUAAGCCUCCUCUAACAGCCCCACUUAGCCUGAGAAAAGAAGCCAUUUUGGUAGAUGGAGAAGAUGACCUGAAAAAUGAAAUCAUGCGUCCUUCGUCCUCUUUGCUGGCCAUGUCUAGCUCUCUGCAUGGCUGCUCCGAUGAGUUUUUAAAUCUUUCGUCCAACCCUAAUGGACUUUUACGAGCGAAUGCAACAUUUGGUUAUUUUCCUAAUGAAGAUGAUGUAGAUUUAUAUACGGACAUGGAUUCUAGAAUGUUAAAUGUCAAAAGGCAGGAGCUUGCAAAGCCCGAUGUCUGGCUAUUUGAAAACAAGAUGAAUCCGUCUUAUCAUAAGCGUUCGCAUGUAGCCAAAGAGACCGUUUUGAUGAAGUGCCAAAAUUGUGGUGUGUCCUCCAGUGGCUCUAUAUGCCAAAAGUGUGACAGUAUGCUUAUUUAUAGACCAGACUGUCCUCUGCUCAAACAGAGCAACUUGCCUAUCAAAACUUCUGUUCAGAAUGACAGUUACUCCUCUGGCUCAGUGUUGCGCGAGAAGCUUUCCUUUGGGACGUCGUCCCAAGACAGGGUUUCUCAGCAAAACCCCAAAAUGAAGCCUUCCACAACACUCCGCUGUGGCUUUUGCAACCGAGCCGGGGCUUCCAACACCUGCACAGUCUGUUCCAAAGUCUCGUGCGAUGCUUGUGUUGUUGCCUAUUCCCACGAAUAUUGUUGCAGAAAAAGCGAUCAUCAUAAAUUUGCAUCAAACAAUCAGCUAAAUUAUAAAUCCUCCCAACUAUCACAUAUUGUGUACAGAUAAAUUUGCACCUAUUAGUUUUCUCUUUUUUUUCUUUUUUAAGGGCUAAGGGACCGGACCUCCAGACUGGAAUUUACCACUGACCGUUAGAACAAAAACCAGACUGAAUAUUUCAGGGGAAAUUACAAUCAGUGCUUUGUGGUUACUCCUAGUCAUUGCUGCUACACCAUGGAGCAAUAAAUCCUUGUGGGCUUGCUAUUCAAAUUAAAGUUCGUUUCAUUAAGUAGAGAAA